GAAUAAAAAGACAGGUACUGUUCCCGAAAUUACCUACUUCAGAUCAGCUCUUACAGACUUCACAGAGGAACAGUGUAUUAAAAAGCUCACAAGAUGGCUUUUCUCCAGAAUUUAUUUCAGCAAGCUAAUAAAGACGGGGGUUUUAAACCUGCUGUUGUUGAGACGGGAUACCUUGGAACAGUCAAGGCUGAUCCUAAUUUUAAUGCCCAGAAUGAUGCUGCAAAAUUAAAGAAAGCCAUUGAGACCAAAGGUGUGGAUGAAGCCACUAUUGUGGAGGUGAUAGCAAAGAGGAGCAAUGCACAAAGACAACAGAUCAAAGAGGCUUAUCAGCAGAGUACAGGAAAACCUCUGGCAGAUGCACUGCAAAAGGCUCUGAAGUCAGAUUUUGAGGAAGUGGUCCUGGCCUUGCUGAUGACUCCUUCCCAGUAUGAUGCUUUUGAGAUGAAAAGAGCCAUGAAGAGUCUUGGGACAAAUGAGGCUGUCCUAAAUGAAAUUCUGGGGACCAGAUCAAACAAGGAGAUCACAGCAUUGAAGACUUCUUACAGAGAAGUCUACGGAGAGCUGCUGGAGGAAAAUGUUAAAAGUGAUGUUAAAGGAGAUCUCGAGACCACCCUGCUUGCCCUUUGCAAGGCUACCAGGAGUGAAGACCGUGACAUUGAUGAUGGUCUCGCUAAAAGUGAUGCAAAGGCUCUUUUUGAAGCAGGAGAGAAUCGGAUUGGCACUGUUUGCUCUGUUCUGAUUGACAUCCUCACAAACAGGAGUGAAGCUCAGUUGUGCAAAGUUUUAAAUCAUUACAGCAAAAUGAGCAAAGAUGGUUUUGUCAAAGAUCUUGAGGGUGAACUGCAUGGAAGUUUUGAAGACUGCCUGAUGACCCUGGUGAAGGCUGCUUGGAACAAACCUGCCUACUUUGCAGAAAGGCUCCACCUGGCUAUGAAGGGAAUGGGAACCAACACUGACACAUUGACUAGAAUCAUUGUGAGUCGUUCAGAAAUUGACCUGCUGAAAAUCAUUCAAGAGUACAAGAGGAUGUAUGGCAAAAGCCUUCAGGAAGACCUUCUGAAAGAAACAAGUGGAGAUUAUGAGAAGAUCAUGCUGACUAUCUGUGGGGCUCCGUAGACAACAAUAAAUAUCUUUAUUCAACUGGAUCACGCUAAACACAUCUGUUCAUUAAAUGGGUGUAUUCAUGACCUGUGUAAACACCUAAUCUCCUCAGGGUGUGUCUCUUCAGGAGUGUUUCAUUAAAACUCUUUGUGCAACUCA
Onychostoma macrolepis is the source of this 1260-nucleotide messenger RNA. RefSeq names its product annexin A1-like. The record is from RefSeq and is a predicted model, not a curated record. Lineage: Eukaryota; Metazoa; Chordata; Actinopteri; Cypriniformes; Cyprinidae. Gene Ontology annotation, cellular component: plasma membrane; cytoplasm. Bases 94 to 1116 code for a protein of 340 amino acids. The transcript is spliced from 13 exons. Gene Ontology annotation, molecular function: phospholipase A2 inhibitor activity; calcium-dependent phospholipid binding; cadherin binding involved in cell-cell adhesion. Gene Ontology annotation, biological process: cell surface receptor signaling pathway; negative regulation of exocytosis; response to peptide hormone.